This is a messenger RNA of Exophiala mesophila, 2383 nucleotides long. RefSeq lists its product as uncharacterized. The transcript has 2 exons. Bases 315 to 1607 code for a protein of 430 amino acids. The record is from RefSeq and is a predicted model, not a curated record. Gene Ontology annotation, biological process: regulation of transcription by RNA polymerase II. NCBI's taxonomy places the organism in Eukaryota, Fungi, Ascomycota, Eurotiomycetes, Chaetothyriales, Herpotrichiellaceae. Gene Ontology annotation, molecular function: transcription coactivator activity. Gene Ontology annotation, cellular component: SAGA complex.
GUUCCACUUCACUCGAUGCCUGAUUUUCUUCCUCCAAAUUGAACUGCGCUUCUCUUUUGACUGUCGCAUUGCAACCAUCAACACGAUCAUCAUCUACACACACCAUACGAUGCACCACCCUCCACUUCUGUAAUCAUCAUCAUCGCCUUCAUCACAUCCUCAUCUUCUUCUCUAUCGUCAUCAAACGUUUCCCAGCCAUCGAAAUGUCCUCCCCCUGAACCCCUCCAGUUCUCUCACAGUCGUACCACUGGUUCCAGUGUUCUGAAUGUGAGGCAUCAACCCCCGCGACUCGACAUUAGAUCAUUUCGCCCACCAUGGCCUCCUUCGACGAUACCUUUAACCCGGCCAGUCUCACUCGCUCCGAUACCAUCACUUCAACCUCAGCCAUCACAAAGGCUACCCCCGGCUCCGCGACCAAGCCCACAAAAACCACCCAGAGUUACCCGCGCAUAGAUCUGGAACCCCUCUACGCCGAGUUGAAAUCGUUAAUUGCCCACAACUGGGACACAUACUACGAUGCCCUGGCUCGUUUUGUUCGAGGAGAGUUGAAUGCUCGAGAGUUUGGCGACCAGUGCGACGUCUUCAUAUAUGCGACCCCACAGAGCGAGCAUGCUCACAACUCCUUAAUUGUCGCAAUCCUGUACAACACCUCUAGAGAUGCCCCCGAUCCAGGUCUUGCAGCAUGGGUCAGUGCCACCACCGACAAAGCAAGCCUGGCUGCCACCUCCAAACCUGCAAUCACGAGCGAUGCCAGCGAACAGAGACUAAAGGCCGAAGUCAUGGCCCUUCCACCAAGAGACCGGCGCCGUCUCAAAACGGUGGCAAACGACAAAGCUGAUGAGGAGGCAGCAGCGCGUCGAAACCCCUACGAAGACCAAUACCUCGCCGGGCGCAUCAAAGCCCCAGAAACGACCACGGGUGCCGCGGCUGGACUCACCAAGACAAAUUGGGAUCUUGAGAUUAGGAAACGAUAUCUCCAACCAUUGUUUGCCGACACCCUGGAAUUCCCUGAUACUGCCACCAUUCACGCGCGUAUCGUUCCAAUCUGUUACGAAGAAUCCAUUGCAUCUGGCUGUUCCAUACAAUGUGCCGAGCUUGUCGGAGUCGCCGCCGAAAUCUUUCUCAAAACCAUGCUGGCCGAGGUUUUCAAUCGCACCCGCUCCAAUGGACCACGGUAUGACAAUAGCCCUGCUGAAGGUAUCUUGACUUCGGCGUAUAGAAAACGCAUUGCACGAGAAGAAGCCGAUGUCAAGGCAGGCAAGCUGCGCCGGACUCGUGAGGAUGACCUUCUACCCUGUGAAGCGCAAGAAGCCUAUUCCAGACGGCCUAUAGGCAUGGUCGAGCUUCAACUUGCCAGCCAAGUAGGACCUUCGCCAUGGAACUCCAAUCCUCUCAUCGGCUUUUCCAUCACCAAUGCUUCGGCUAGCUACGACUAUGAUGACUGGGUGGCCGAGCACGGUCAAGUCACCACCAACGGCGAGGUUGACCAGUCAGAUGACCCUAUGGACGUGGACGGGUCUGAUAACUAUGGCUGGGAGGGGGCCGGAGCUCAAGCCAGACCAGCUCUCAAUUCGGUCCUAGCCGAAUGUCUGUCCAUACCUGUAUGAUGGAAGAGUUAACUCUCGAUGGAUGGCCGCUUCAGAUGGGCAUCCCUUUAUCGACGUCCUUUGGUGCAGAGCCCUUUCCCGGGUAUACGCACUCGAGCCCGCAACGACACCCGUUACAACAUGGGCCGUUUCACUAUGGCACGGUAUCAUGAUUACCUGGUCGUGGAUCACCGAGCGUGCUUGACUCACGCCAUGGGAGCUUCAGCGAAACAUCAACGGUCCAUGAGAAAGGUGGCCACAGUCAAAUUGCUUUCUCGCAUUUAUUGCCACUUUUCACGAGGGGAUGAUGUAAGUGGCUGUUUUGCUCGUUGCUGAGGCUCGAUGCGAGAAAUGCAUAUGAUGUGUCUACAUCAUCCAUUUGAGUAUUGAUUUUGAAAGAGUUAGCACAACGCAACUCGAGGCUGUCAAGAACAGCCAGCUGUACCUUUAGCACUUUUUUGCGCAGAUGGAGUCAUUCUCACACCAAGCAAAAGUCAUUACAAGCAAACCAAGCAGUUUGAAGAUCUUUGGAAACUCGACAAAUAGUCGCAGCAGGUUCCUCGACAUGGAAUCCUAGCUCGUAUGAAGAAAUGUGGGGAGCGGAGUUGGGAGUCAGGAUCUUGACUUUCAGAUGCAUGAGAUCCACGGGAACAAGCAUAAACAUGGAGAUGUCCGUCAAUGCUUCAUAGAACCACCACCAGAAUACAAGCCAAACAUGGACUUGAGAGCACAUGGCUCAAUGCGAUGAUUUGUUCUAUAAAGAUGUCAUUAGUCGCGGAUUUCCUUUUCAAAUCCAG